AUGACUGCAGCACAAACUGAUUUCAGCGAAAAUUUGUUCGCACGCUAUUCCAUGUACGGGAAACUACGCCGAGUCGUAGCGUUUUGUAUACGCUACCUACAAUACUUGAAGGAUCGUUCCAAACAACGCAAAUCCGAUCCUCUGUUCACCGAACUUAUCGUUCUUCAAGGAGAUAAUAUCUCAUCCAUACCACGACUUUCCACCAAGGAGCUUCAACACGCCGAACAAUCACUGUGCUGCCUGUCUCAGCGCCAGAUUUUCACUGAGGAGCUCAACGAUCUAGCAAACGGCGAACGUGUUUCAAAAUCAUCGUCGCUCAAAUGGCUGAAUCCGUUCGUUGAUCAAUAUGGAAUCCUUCGCGUCGGUGGUCGCAUUGGUAACUCCGCAUUGUCCGAUGCAAUUAAACACCCGAUCGUACUGUCCUCUAAACACCCGCUGUCUGCUCUGUUGGCUAGCAGUUACCACUUAAAGCUACUGCACGCAGGUCCGCAACUCCUGCUAGCCACACUCCGCCAGAAAUUUUGGAUUCUGGGCGGCAGAAAUCUAGUAAAAGCCGUCUUCCACCGAUGCCACACUUGUUUCCGUUCCAAGCCCACUCUAGUCCAGCAGAGCACAGCCGAUCUCCCGGUAUCGCGAGUUUCGCCAACGCGUCCUUUUUCCGUGUGCGGUGUCGACUACUGUGGGCCUUUCUACGUCAAGUCAGCAGUUCGAAAUCGUGGUCCUACAAAAGUCUACGUGGCCAUAUUCGUCUGCUUUUCAACCAAGGCUGUCCACAUCGAGCUAGUGAGCGAUUUGUCGACUCCAGCGUUCCUAGCUGCGCUCCGUCGUCUAGUCGCUCGCCGGGGGAAAGUUGUCGAGCUCCAUUCCGACAACGCAACUGCAUUCAAAGGAGCUUCUCAUGCCUUGAACAGGAUUUACCGUAUGCUGAAGGUGGAAGCUGUUGACCGUGAUCAAAUUUUCGAUUGGUGCUCCGAAAAUGAGAUCGUUUGGAAGUUUAUUCCGCCCCGAGCACCACACUUCGGUGGUCUCUGGGAGGCUGCCGUCAAAUCGGCGAAGACGCACCUUCUAAAGACCGUGGGAAACGUCAAUCUCGCUUACGAAGACCUGUUGACAUUGUUGGCACAAGUCGAGAUGUGCCUCAAUUCUCGCCCGCUUACUCCGAUACCCGAGGACCCAUCCGACCUAGAAGUCCUGACGCCAGGACAUUUCCUUGUUGGCAGCAGUCUACAAGCAGUUCCUGAUCCGAACUGGAAGGACACUGCCGAUAAUCGCUUGGAUCAUUGGGAUCUGACCCAGAAACGUCUGCAGGAGAUCUGGUCCCGCUGGUACCCAGAGUACCUACAACAGCUUCAAUCUCGUGCAACAAAGGGUUGCAAUCCUCCAGUCACCGUCGAAGUCGGUGCCGUCGUCAUCAUCAAAGAGGACAACGUUCCGCCAGCAAAUUGGCCGCUGGGGAAAGUCGUCAAGCUUCAUCCAGGAAAAGAUGGCAUCGUUCGAGUGGUGACACUCCGCACAGCAUCAGCUACAGAGGUCAUCCGUCCCGUAGCACGCAUUGCUCUACUUCCAUCAGCAAAAUCAACCUCAACCGCUUAA
This is a messenger RNA of Toxorhynchites rutilus septentrionalis, 1593 nucleotides long. RefSeq lists its product as uncharacterized. The coding region runs from base 1 to 1593 and encodes 530 amino acids. Gene Ontology annotation, molecular function: nucleic acid binding. Gene Ontology annotation, biological process: DNA integration. NCBI's taxonomy places the organism in Eukaryota, Metazoa, Arthropoda, Insecta, Diptera, Culicidae. The transcript has a single exon. The record is from RefSeq and is a predicted model, not a curated record.